Messenger RNA from Clunio marinus, 246 nucleotides. The record is from the annotation of a GenBank genome assembly. Lineage: Eukaryota; Metazoa; Arthropoda; Insecta; Diptera; Chironomidae.
AUGCACCAAAAGUUGUACAGAUGUGCAGUGCGCUCGCUACAUAUUUUAACUUCUACCCGUCAAUUCUUGAGUGCUGCCCUUCACUACAUCAAGACACUGAGAAACUUCAUUUGCCCAACCUUGUUCUGUACAUCUGUGAAAGGAAAGAGACUUCAGAAGCCAAGGGACAGUAAUUUUGGAUAUUCCUCAAUAAUGAAUAUGACAAUACUUGUCUCAUUUAAUUUUUCUGUAAUAUCAGAUGAUUGA